Messenger RNA from Lolium rigidum, 1521 nucleotides. Its product is annotated as lariat debranching enzyme-like. NCBI's taxonomy places the organism in Eukaryota, Viridiplantae, Streptophyta, Magnoliopsida, Poales, Poaceae. The record is from RefSeq and is a predicted model, not a curated record. Gene Ontology annotation, biological process: mRNA splicing, via spliceosome. The transcript has 10 exons. Gene Ontology annotation, molecular function: RNA lariat debranching enzyme activity. Gene Ontology annotation, cellular component: nucleus. The coding region runs from base 65 to 1282 and encodes 405 amino acids.
UCUGCUCUGCUGCCUCGUCCAGAAAUCGCUGCUCCCCCUCCUCCUUCUAAUCAGCCGGAGCGCCAUGAAGAUCGCCGUGGAGGGAUGCAUGCACGGGGAGCUGGACAAGGUCUACGACACGAUGCGCCGUCUCGAGGAAGCUGAGGGCAUCAAGAUCGACCUCCUCAUCUGCUGCGGCGACUUCCAGGCUGUAAGGAAUGAGAGCGAUUUACACUGUGUAAACGUCAAACCAAAGUACCGUACCAUGAACUCAUUUUGGAAGUACUACUCCGGACAAGCAGUUGCCCCAUACCCCACUAUCUUCAUCGGUGGAAACCAUGAAGCAUCCAAUUAUUUGUGGGAACUGUACUAUGGAGGAUGGGCAGCACCUAACAUCUACUUUUUGGGGUUUGCUGGUGUUGUUAAAUUUGGAAACAUUCGAAUUGGUGGAAUGUCAGGAAUACAUAAGCAAAAUGAUUAUUACUCAGGACACCAUGAGAGGCCUCCAUACAGUGAAGCUAACAAGAUAUCAGUGUACCAUGUGAGGCAUUAUGAUGUUCUCAAGCUAAUGCAUGUGAAGGAGCCUCUAGAUAUAUUCAUCUCACAUGACUGGCCUGUGGGCAUUACUGAAUAUGGAAACUGGCAGAAACUCAUUCAACAGAAAAGGCAUUUCGAAGAAGAGGUCCGCACAAGAACACUAGGCAGCCAAUCAGCAGCAAAAUUACUGAGCAAAUUGAAACCACCGUACUGGUUUUCAGCUCAUCUUCAUUGUAAGUUUCCAGCUAUCAUUCAACAUGGUGAGGAUGGACCUACAACAAAGUUUCUUGCGCUUGAUAAGUGCAUUCCCAGGCGGAAUUUCUUGCAGGUACUAGACAUUCCAUCCAAUCCAGGGCCAUAUGAAAUCCAGUACGACGAAGAAUGGCUUGCAAUAACACGAAGAUUCCAUAAUGUUUUCCCCUUAACUCGGGCACCAUUCAGAAUGAAUGAAGAACUUGACAUUCAAAAUGACCGACAGUGGGUUAGGAGCAAGUUGAAUGCUAGAGGGGCUAAGCCAUUUGAUUUUGUCCAGACUGCUCCACCUUUUAAUCCGUCCAUGCCAGUUGAUAAUCCCCCCGCAGCGGUUCAUUGCAGGAAUCCGCAAACUGAAUCUUUUCUCCAGUUUUUACAACUCCCAUAUCUGCUGGACUCGUCUAAUUCUGGGGGGGUUAAUAGAAAUGCAUCGAGCUCGCAGCCAGCACAUCCACUUAAUAACGACGACAUAGAGCUCCCCGACGAAAUUGAAGAUGACGAAGAUGACGAAUGAAGCACUGAUAGUAGUAGACAAGUCCCGUUGCAUUAUCCCUCCGUCCAGGGUUUUGUUGGCAGAUAUUUUGAUGACUGUCCCUACCUCUGUAGAGCAUAACUGCAGAACGAACUAAGAGUACCCGACUUUGUCAAAUUUAAUGGGGCGUGUACUAAAUCUAGUUGGAAACAUGUUAACCAGUACUUAGCUUAACUUGAUGAAGUUAGUAUCAAGGAACACUUAAAAGUGCGUUUGUUCCA